AUGACUGGAGGCGACCACGAUUCAGUGAUCCCGGCCCAGGUUUCGUACCUUGCCAUCUAUAACCCGACCCUCGGACCUACCGACGAGACGAUAGCGGAUCAGAUCGUGUACUAUACUUCGCAAGCGACACAUCAACGAGAAAGUACUGGGAGCACAGAAAGCAGUGAAGAGUCGAAGGAUUUGGAAAAUGAAAGACUGCGCCAGAUCGGCCUGGCGCAAGGUUUGGUGAACUUUGCUAGUAAUUUUUCGGACGGGAAAUCCCUCGAAUAUGUUGAAACAGACAAAUCACGGGUCAUACUACUUGAGCUGGAGAAGAACUGGUGGAUUGUUGCUUCUAUCGAUCUGACACGACUCCCCGCCGAUAACGCGCAGAAAAGCGUAUCCGAAGAACACACCCCGGUGUUUCAAUACUCAUCGCGUGAGAUGACACCACCGCCUCUACUGAUUCAGCAGUUGCGUCGCGCGCAUUCGACAUUUCUCUUACAUCAUAAUUUUACAUUGGACGAACUCUUGAACCAAGUUGGCAGAACCAAGUUAUGCCUAUUUCUUGAUCGAUUUUGGGAUAAAUUCACCUGGAAUUGGGAGCUUCUGUUGACCGGUAACCCAAUUGUUGAGAUCUACAAUGGCAUCAAACUCUCUGCGGGAGGGGAGUUGGGGAUCGGCGUUGGAGAGGAAGAGUGGGGCAGCGGGGAAAGAGAAGUACUCGAGGACUUUGUGACAAGGACAGAAGGCUUGGUGGAUUUGAUUGUCUCCAGGUUUGGCGAUCCUUCUCCACCCUUUGAGGAGCCUUCCCACUCCACAGACUCUGAUCAAAGCCCAUGGCUCGGAUCAGAUAACCACCCCAGACCGUCUGAUGGUGUGGUUUUCACCGGCAUUGGCGCUCUUUCUCGACAUUCUUUGGCCCAUGUUUCACACUGGAUGGAAUCGAUUUAUCGGUUUGGCGAUGCUGCUUAUGGCGUUGGGAGAGACCCAGGCUCGCUACGUCGUCGCAAAGUGCGGAAACCACGCGGACGGCAGAGUUCUGAAAAUGCUUCUCAGCAACUUUCGCCUGACCGUAGCUUUACACCUGGCAUACCUCGUCCACUUAUAAUGGCGACACCAGAACCAGUUCAAGAGGCCCCCGGGGCUGAUCACACGGGAGUCCGGAACGAGGCCUCGCCGCUCCGACACGAGCAACAAAACGACAGCAUGAGCUUUCCCACAGAAACGGUUAUGAAGUACCUUACUCUUGGAUAUGGCUCUUCGUGGAGCUUUUCUCCCAGAUCACCAGCUAUCUCACCUCCCAAUAGCUCUGACCCAGCGGGAGACGACUCUCACUCAACGCCGACUCAAGAUCGACCUAGCAACACUGCCCAAUCUCCGCCGGUGGACAGCAAUCAUAGAAGCGACCCGAAUCCCAAAUAUCUGGGUCGGUUCGUUCUGGGACCCCGUGAUGAUCUCCAAACGUUGGAUGAUUUGGAAGAAGGAAGCCCAGAGCCUGAAUCGGAGAAUGGUAAACCCAAGACUCGCAUAGUACGCAGAACUCUAUACCUCCAUCUUGGUGGAGCAGAUGCAGCUCCAAAGGAGCUUCAGGCCGUGAUAUACGUGCACCAACCAUUCAUGUUCACAUUCCUAUUUGAUCCCGAGACAUCCUGCUUGUCGUCUCCGUCCCUCUACUCAAGUAUGCAUCAUCAACUUGGCCCUCUCCAAAAACCCCUCCUGUCAUCUACUUCCCCGACAAUGGCUGCAUCUCGAGUCUCCAUGUCAGAAAGCUCAGACCCCAGCAAACGCUUUUCAGCCAGAACUCACUCAAUCUAUGACCUGGUCUAUGAUCCAUCAAAUCUCACUAUCCGCUCAUCAAUCCCCAACAUCCCGAGCCUGAGCAUCUCACUUCAACCCCAACCCAAUCUCCCCUCUUCAUCCUCCCCCUGGUCCCGAGUCGAGAGCCUGACUAUCCACCAUCGCCUCCUAUCCACCCACACAGAUACACGUGCCCGGCCACAAGAACUCGAGCGCACGAGUAAAACUAAUCGCGGGUGGUGGGUCGUCUGGGUACGCAUUCCACAAAAGUCUCUAUCAACAGCAUCUUCCUCGGCAGCGCUGUCGUCUAUAGCCGACGAUCCCUUCGCGCCACCACAGGCCCCACUGGCUCCACAAGAGGCCUUCAUCGUCCGCAAAGCGAGUGAUUAUGUCUCCCCAACAGGCCAUGGACGUGUUAGUAGUAGUGCGCGCUUCUUCCGGGACCUUGGCGGUGCUUCUGCCGGCCUGACAUAUCGUGCGGAUACAGCGCCUUCGAAGCUGGUUGAGGGGCUUGGAAUGGAUGCGAGAAGAUAUAUUGAGGGCUUGUUAAGUCUGAAUCGAUAG
Molecule: messenger RNA, 2343 nt
Organism: Penicillium brevicompactum
Lineage: Eukaryota; Fungi; Ascomycota; Eurotiomycetes; Eurotiales; Aspergillaceae
Exons: 4
Coding region: 1-2343 (780 amino acids)
Biological process (GO): vesicle-mediated transport
Cellular component (GO): Mon1-Ccz1 complex; intracellular membrane-bounded organelle
Source: RefSeq, a predicted model, not a curated record